AUGACAUCGUCUUCGUCUCAAUCGCCAAUCGGUGGUCAAAUGGAUCAGUCGGUGGACAGCAAUCGCUCGUUUGGCCACAAUUCGCGUUCAAACAGUUUGUCUCCGAUUCCGGCCACGUCUUCGUCCACUGCUGUGAACGCCAACAGCAAUGAGGGGUUGAGUCGUCUGAAGAGACUCUACCCGUUCAUCGAGGAGUCAGAGCUGCCGAAGUCGUGGUCGUCCAAAGAUAAGGCCAACUUUAUCACACUCUCCGAGAAUAACCUGAAAGUGCACUACAAGGGAGUCGGCAAAGGACACAAAGACGCGGCCGCCGUUCGCGCCACUCAUCCCAUUCCCAGCGGAUGUCUUCUCUAUUACUAUGAGAUCAAAAUCAUUAGCAAAGGACGCGAUGGGUAUAUGGGUAUAGGUUUGGCCGCACAGGGCGUUAAUAUGCAACGACUUCCCGGUUGGGACAAACAGUCGUACGGCUAUCACGGAGACGACGGCCACUCCUUCAACAGCAGCGGCACCGGUCAGCCAUACGGACCCACUUUCACGACCGGCGAUAUCAUCGGUUGCGGCUAUAAUCUCGUGUCCGGCAAUUGUUUUUAUACCAAGAAUGGACUCAAUCUCGGCGUCGCGUUUCCCGAUCUGCCGAAUGUUCCGCUCUAUCCGACGGUCGGACUCCAGACGCCCGGAGAGGAAGUGGAGGCCAACUUCGGGUGCGAACCCUUCUGUUACGACAUCGAAGAGGACAUAACGGCUCUCAAGAAACACUUAACCGAAUCUAUUGUUGAAUUUCCUGUGAAAUACACAGAAUGGCAGACAACUAUCCACCGAUUGGUGCAGUCGUGGCUCAUACACAACGGUUACUGCGGAACCGCUGAAGUGUUCAGCGAAUCGACGAAAUUAGACUUCAAAGAGAAUGUCCAAUACAUUAGACAACGACUUCGUAUUCAACAGUUAGUGUUGAGCGGACGGAUCGGUGAAGCGAUUCAACUCACGAACCGUUUGUAUCCCAAUGUGUUAAAAGACAAUCCGAACCUAUUGUUUGCGCUGAAGUGCCGACAGUUCGUCGAGUGGGUCAGCGGUAAUGAGUUGGACAAAGCGCCGAUCGCGGGCGCGGCCGCAGCCAUGGCCUCGUACUCGCCCAACAGCUCGACCAACGGCGUGACCAACGACUGUAACGGCAACGCCUCGACCGCCGCCGACACCCAAAUGGAGGUCGACUCCAACGACAACACAAACGACACAAACAACUCGUACUCCGAAGAGCAGAGCGUAUGCGAGGAAAACGAGGCCAAAAUCACGCGACUGUUGGCGUUCGGCAAAGAACUGCACGCUCUGUCCCAACAGCUGAAGAGACAGUACGGCACAAACGAGUUCAACAAACAACUACUUCAGGACGCGUUCAGUCUCCUGGCCUAUAGUGACCCCUGGAAUUCGCCCGUCGGUUGGCACCUGAAUCCCAGCGAACGGGAGGGCGUCUGUCAACAGCUCAAUAACGCCAUCGUAAUGUCGGACUCGGGCGGCACCGGAGCCACACAUCGCGUGGCUCUCGAGACGAUCAUCAAACACACGAAAGCCCUGUUGGCCAAGAAUGGUCAGUGCGGCGCUUGGAUUGUAGACAAAAUCUAA
Molecule: messenger RNA, 1617 nt
Organism: Medioppia subpectinata
Lineage: Eukaryota; Metazoa; Arthropoda; Arachnida; Sarcoptiformes; Oppiidae
Source: the annotation of a GenBank genome assembly